AUGGACUGGAUGGUUGUCAGCCGAGAUGUCCGUCAAAUGGAAGGGCCCGGAAUUAGCAGAUUCCAAUCGCUUCCCGAGGAUCCCGUUCCUUGGAAAAAGGAUGGAUGGAUGACAGACAGUUCCUUGAACUCAAACCCGUUCAGGGCAGCACCCAAAAGUCUGAGAGCUCGGACAAUACGAACGCAGGUACUUUACCUUUUCCUGACUUUCAUGCAAGGAGAAACGGGGUUUUCGUUGGCGGACGUAAACCCCGAAGAUGCGAUCCAAUUGUGGGUGAGAGCGAUGAUAAUCAACCCCUGA
Aspergillus luchuensis is the source of this 300-nucleotide messenger RNA. RefSeq lists its product as uncharacterized. The coding region runs from base 1 to 300 and encodes 99 amino acids. Lineage: Eukaryota; Fungi; Ascomycota; Eurotiomycetes; Eurotiales; Aspergillaceae. The record is from RefSeq and is a predicted model, not a curated record. The transcript has a single exon.